Molecule: messenger RNA, 1961 nt
Organism: Setaria italica (foxtail millet)
Lineage: Eukaryota; Viridiplantae; Streptophyta; Magnoliopsida; Poales; Poaceae
Product: glyoxylate/hydroxypyruvate reductase HPR3
Exons: 2
Coding region: 105-1109 (334 amino acids)
Cellular component (GO): cytosol
Molecular function (GO): hydroxypyruvate reductase [NAD(P)H] activity; NAD binding; glyoxylate reductase (NADPH) activity
Source: RefSeq, a predicted model, not a curated record
AUGAGCUCACAACUUGUUCGACUACUCCCAGGACAUUGCGGACGGCGUCGCUCGGUGUGGCCUCGAGGCUUCCAGGUCUCUGUCACUGUCAACCAGAACCAGCCAUGGCAUCCUCCGCGGCGUCAGGCGAGGAGCCGGUCCCUCUCCUCCCGGCCCUCCUCCUCUUCCGCCGCCUGGACGCCGACUUCGCCGCCGCGCUGCGCCAGCGCUUCCGCGUCCUCGACUUCUUCGCGUCGGGCGAGCCCCUCCCGGCUUUUCUCGCCGGCGCCGCGGCCUUGCCGGACCCGCCCCGCGCCGCGGUCGUCAUGGGAGGCGGCGCCGUCCGCGUGGACGCCGCGCUCCUCGACGCCGUCCCGUCCCUUGGCUUCGUCUUCAGCACCGGCGCGGGCGUCGACCACAUCGACCUCCGCGAGUGCGCGCGGCGCAGCGUCGCCGUUGCCAACUCCGGCACGGUCUACUCCGCCGACGUCGCCGACCACGCCGUCGGCAUGCUCAUCGACGUGCUGAGGCGCGUCUCGGCGGCCGAGCGCUUCGUCCGCAGCGGCCUCUGGCCGGCGCAGGGGGACUACCCCCUCGGCACCAAGCUAGGUGGCAAGCGUGUUGGCAUCAUUGGAUUAGGGAACAUCGGUUCCCUGAAUUCAAAGAGGCUUGAAGCAUUUGGCUGUAUCAUCCACUACAACUCCAGAAGAUCGAGGGAUUCAGUCCCCUACAAAUACUUCUUUAACGUUCACGAUCUCGCUUCAGAAUCAGAUGUGCUUGUUGUGGCAUGUGCAUUGAAUAAGGACACACGGCACAUUGUCAACAAGGAUGUUCUAGAGGCCCUGGGAAAGGAUGGGAUCAUCAUAAACAUCGGUCGUGGAGCAAACAUUGAUGAGGCAGAGUUGGUCAGGGCGCUGAAAGAGGGAAGGAUUGCAGGAGCUGGCCUUGAUGUCUUUGAGAAUGAACCCAAGGUGCCAGCAGAGCUCUUCUCCAUGGACAAUGUGGUAAUGACGUCCCAUGUUGCAGUUUUCACAUCAGAGUCCAGGUCUGACUUGCGUGACACCACAAUCGGUAACCUUGAAGCCUUCUUCUCCGGGAAGCCGUUGCUCACGCAGGUGCUUCCCUGGUAAGUAAGGUCACAUUGCAAGAAAUGAAAAAAGCAUACCCCAUGCGAGAGUGUUGUCUUCUUUGUGGUGACAGUUCUACUUGAAGGCAGUAAGGAUCCUAUAUAAUAAAGCAAAUUAUUUCACACAUCAUCUGUUCAUUACACGAAUUAUUUCUAGCUCAUAAAAUUCUUUUUGUUUCAAUUGUACUAACUUGAGCUUGGGUAACGUUGUAGAUUAAUAGUUUCCUUUUACAAAAAAGAAGAAAUUGUGGAUGUAAUAGGUAUCUUGGAAGGAAGAUGGCUCAGAAACAGCUCCAUUGCCUGUAGAUGCAGUCCAGUUAUAUAGGUGUUGAUCAAUAGUCAGAUCUGGAUAAUGAUCCAAGAACUCCUUUUCAAGGUAACUAAGAAUUCUGGAUGCAUGGUAUACUACUGGCAAGGGAGUGUAUGUCUCAGUUGAUGCGGAUUGCCUUGACCCGGCGUUUGCUCCAGAAUCGUAUCGCAGGUGCUGCCCUGAAAAGGCAGGUCGUAUCGCAAGUCAGUCGAUCAGUCCAACUAUUGGACGGGGAAUGCUUCAUUUUUCACCAUUAUAUUUAUUUUCUCCGAGCUAGAUGAUUACAGGUAGUUUAGUCACCAUUUGGGCUGUUGUAAAGUGUACUCUGAAAGUAUAUCUUUUCAUUUACAGUAAAAAAAAAGGUGCAUACAAAAGUUCCUUUUAAGAUGGAACCGAUACGCAUGCUGAAAAGCUGAAUAGUAGUACAAAGCUACUGCACUGCAUCUGAAAAAUGUAUCGCUUUACUACCUUGUCUCAUGAAGAUAUUCUGUAAAACACCACUCUAGUUAUAAUGACACGCUAAAGAGUGUGCUUUCCAUUUUAUAC